Molecule: messenger RNA, 2057 nt
Organism: Bemisia tabaci
Lineage: Eukaryota; Metazoa; Arthropoda; Insecta; Hemiptera; Aleyrodidae
Gene: Ts
Product: Thymidylate synthase
Biological process (GO): dTMP biosynthetic process
Cellular component (GO): cytosol; mitochondrion
Molecular function (GO): thymidylate synthase activity
Source: RefSeq, a predicted model, not a curated record
AAUGACUGGAACAAAGGAAGAGGUAUCAAAUGGUAAAGUGCCAGUGGUAACAGAUGAACAACAAUACCUAGAUCAUGUAAAAAAAAUUAUUGAGACAGGAGUCAGGAAAGGAGACCGAACAGGGGUCGGAACUCUUUCCCUCUUUGGUGCACAAAUGCGCUACUCAUUAAGAGAUGGUGUUUUUCCCUUAUUCACUACAAAACGAGUAUUCUGGCGUGGCGUUGCAGAGGAAUUGUUGUGGUUUAUUCGAGGCUCUACUAAUGCAAAAGAACUUUCUGAGAAAGAUGUCAAGAUCUGGGAUCCUAAUAGCACCAGGGAGUUUUUGGACAGCCUUGGACUCACUGAUCGAGUUGAAGGUGACUUGGGUCCUGUUUAUGGCUUCCAGUGGCGUCACUAUGGUGCCGAGUAUAAGGAUAUGUUCACAGAUUACACCAAUCAAGGCAUUGACCAACUGAAAGAAGUGAUCGAAACGAUCAAAUCAAACCCCAAUGAUCGCCGCAUUAUAAUGUGUGCUUGGAAUCCUGUAGACCUUCCUAAAAUGGCCCUGCCUCCUUGCCACUGCCUUGUUCAGUUUUAUGUCGCUAAUGGCGAGCUGUCAUGUCUAUUAUACCAGAGAUCUGCUGACAUGGGCCUUGGUGUGCCGUUCAAUGUAGCAAGUUAUUCGCUACUUACAUACAUGAUCGCUCACAUCACUAAACUUAAGCCUGGUGAUUUCAUCCACACACUUGGCGAUAGCCAUGUUUAUUUGAACCAUGUUGAUGCCCUUAAUGUGCAGCUCAAACGACAACUUCGGCCGUUUCCAACUCUAAAAAUUGUGCGAGAUAUCUCCAGCAUUGACGACUUCAAAUUUGAAGAUUUCCUGUUGGAGGGUUACAAGCCUCAUCCAAAAGUUGAGAUGAAAAUGGCUGUGUGAAACUUGCCUUUCAUCGCCAAAUUACCCUUUGCCUUUUAUUGAUUGACUCAAUUUACCUUGUAAAUUUUAAGAAUGCUUCCUUUUUUAUUUUUUAAACCUGCUUAUUUUUAAGAAUGACCUAUUUUAUCAUACACCUGUUUGUGACAUUUGAAGUGUAAAGUAGUUGUUACCAUCAAUGUGAUAUAAGUAGACAUUUUUACCAGAAACUUGUGUUAAGUAUCAGUGUCAUAACAAUUUUUUAGCUCAUGCAGAGCGCAAUGAUUCUUAUUUUAAUGUUAUUACUGUUAUACGUAUUUGACGAUUCAAGAAAAUGUUUUUGCAUGUGGGGGAAGGGACAUAAUAUUUUGAUAAUUCAAGUAAAUUUUCUUCACAGAAGAAUCCGCCCCUUCGAGGAUCAUUCAAUGCCUUUCCAAUAUGAUACCAACCACCGUAACAUUUUCCACCUUUCUAAAACUUUUAUACUACUAAGCAGAAAAAGUCUAUCCAGAAAUGGGAUUUUAAAAAACAACAUUCAGUCCUCUCUUGUGCUUUGGCACCUAAGUAUUUCUUCGAAAUCACUUCAAAGGAUGUAGAUCAGGUGUUAAUUUGUGAUUAAUGAUGUGUACUCAUGUGUUGUCUUGUUUUUUUUUAAGUCAGUGAAGAGUUCAAAGCAUGAACAUAUUGAACGCAUACCCAUACAAAAAUUACAAAAGAUAGUUAAAAAGGUUGACAGUAUUCCAAGGCUUUGUCAAAUUGGAAGUACAGUUUUAACAUUCCACAUUAUAUUUUAUUUUUAUUUGUGUAAAACUUUUCAGUCAUAAGUUUUAUGAUGUAUAACUUUUAAGUCUACAUUUGAGGCAGCCUCCAUAAUUUUAUCCAUUGAUCUGAAUUACCUUUGUAGAAUAAAAUUAGUGCCUGAAAUGAGCUACUGUGAUUAGCACAAGCUGCCUUUUUUCAUUGUAAUACUCAGGAAUUACUCAGGUAUGUGCCCGUACCAGGUAUUAACUAUUUUGUAUUGAAGUAAUCUUAAUUUCCGAUUGAAGUUUAAAUAAUUCAAACUUUUGAAUUGGCAAUUCAUAAGUGCAUACAGGUGCUGUCAUGAGAGAACUGUUAUCUAACUGAAUUUUAUAAUUUCGAUUAAAUCUUGCAAAACUCCCAGUUUUAA